Messenger RNA from Cavia porcellus (domestic guinea pig), 4935 nucleotides. It is a transcript of the gene Ccbe1, whose product is annotated as collagen and calcium binding EGF domains 1. The record is from RefSeq and is a predicted model, not a curated record. Bases 27 to 1253 code for a protein of 408 amino acids. Gene Ontology annotation, molecular function: calcium ion binding. NCBI's taxonomy places the organism in Eukaryota, Metazoa, Chordata, Mammalia, Rodentia, Caviidae. The transcript is spliced from 11 exons.
CGCGAGGAGAAGCCGGAGCUACCCUGAUGGUGCCGCCGCCUCCUUCGAGCCGGGGAGGAGCGGCCGGGGGGCAACUGUGCAGAAGCCUGGGUCCGCUACUGUUGCUCCUGGCGCUGGGACACUCGUGGACCUACAGGGAGGAGCCCGAGGACGCCGACAGAGAAAUCUGCUCGGAAAACAAAAUCGCGACUACGAAAUACCCGUGCCUGAAGCCCUCGGGCGAGCUCACCACGUGCUUCAGGAAAAAGUGCUGCAAAGGGUAUAAGUUUGUUCUUGGACAGUGCAUCCCAGAAGAUUAUGAUGUCUGUGCCGAAGCUCCCUGUGAACAGCAGUGCACAGAUAACUUCGGCCGAGUGCUGUGUACUUGUUACCCAGGCUACCGAUAUGACCGGGACAGACACCGGAAGCGAGAGAAGCCCUACUGCCUGGAUAUUGAUGAGUGCGCCACCAGCAACCAGACCCUAUGUGCACACAUCUGCAUCAACACUGUGGGCAGCUACCGCUGUGAGUGCCGGGAGGGCUACAUCCUCACAGAGGAUGGGACAACAUGCACCAGGGGUGACAAGUACCCCAACGACACUGGGCACGAGGAGAAGUCUGAGAACACGGGGAAAGCUGGGACUUGCUGUGCCACGUGCAAGGAAUUCCACCAGAUGAAGCAGACCGUGCUGCAGCUGAAGCAGAAGAUUGCUUUGCUCCCCAACAGUGCUGCUGAGCUGGGCAAGUACAUCACUGGCAACAAGGUGCUGGCCUCAAACGCCUACCUUCCAGGACCCCCUGGCCUACCUGGAGGCCAGGGUCCACCCGGCUCACCAGGACCGAAGGGGAGCCCUGGCUUCCCAGGCAUGCCAGGCCCUCCUGGGCAGCCCGGCCCACGGGGCUCAAUGGGACCCAUGGGACCAUCUCCUGACCUAUCUCACAUUAAGCAAGGCCGGAGGGGCCCUGUGGGCCCACCAGGUGCACCAGGAAGGGAUGGCUCUAAGGGGGAGAGAGGAGCACCUGGACCCAGAGGGUCUCCUGGACCACCAGGUUCUUUUGACUUCCUGCUGCUUAUUCUGGCUGAUAUCCGCAAUGACAUUGCUGAGCUGCAGGAAAAGGUAUUCGGGCACCGGACUCACUCUUCAGCAGAGGAGUUCCCUUUACCUCAGGAGCUAUCCAGCUACCCAGAGACCACGGACUUCAGCUCUGGAGAUGACUACCCAAGAAGAACUGAUGCAAGAGAUUUGGGAGCUUCCAGAGACUUCCAGCCCUAGAACAUUCCACUUGUUCACAUCAACAGAAAAGAGGAGUACGUUCACCUUUAAUUAAAGCACCUAAAGAAAAAAUUACUGGAACCAGAAAGAAGCAUUUGCAUUUUCUUAAUUCUUUUUCUGCCUUCUCACUACUCCUUUCUAAAUACUAUUUUCAGACUGCCCUACAAAAGACAGGAGGAAGGAAAUGAUGAAUUUCUGCAGUGUUUGCAGAAAGUCAGGUGGGUGGUCUGCAUCAGGACUUUUCUUUGACAUCACAUAUUUUCAGCAGCCUCUGGAGCUAAGUACUCUUGCCACAUCUUAAAUUGGACACAGUAUUUAAAAAGGGAAAGAUGGCAAGAUGAGCUCCAAGAAAACUUGAGGUUAACUUCUUUAAGAAAGGUGUCAUGUUCCGCACAAAAAUAUUGCGUUCCUCUUACAUCCAAAUUAGAGCUAAAAUGCAGUAAACAACCAUAAAGAUUCACCUUGAUGGUAAUUCUUUUUCCUCAUUAAUCUAAUAAAUAUUACAGGUGUUAUCCAACCUUUUCCCCCAAAUUUGGUUAUAGAAAGGAGAGAAAAAGUAAAGAUUGGGAAGACAAGGAAUUAUAUUGUGUAUUUAUUGCCACAUAGGUUGUCACAUUUUAAAGUUCAAAUAUGAUUAAGCUAAGUGUUCAUGCCAUCUUUAUCUAAAAGAAUCCUUCAUGGAGAAGAAAGUUCCUUUGGAUAUAGGAGUAAGUCCUCUUUUUCCAAGGCACUAAGGAAAUGAAAUUCCCAAAUUCACAUUACAACAGUGGAUUCCUGACUGCCACAAUGUUUUAAAGCUGUUUGAUCAAAUGCAUGGUCUUGCUCCAUAAAUCAGAAGUUAUUUGUUAAAUAAGGUGGAUGACCCUUAGAAAGGAGAGAAGAAUUCCCUGCUGUGACCAGAUGCCCAGAGGUGCCACUGGGCCAUGACCCAGGCUGACCAAUGUACAGUGAAUCAGAAAGAUUGGCAGGGGCUGUUGGCAAAGGAGCAGGGGAACCCUGGACAAGGACUCCCCUGAAACUAACUUGGCAGAGGCUGAUAAAUUUGCUUUCCUUGAGCAUUAGAAGUCUUUGUCUAGAGCCAGCAAGCUUCCUGCAUACCGAAAAUAAUACACUGUUAAGAGUUCUUUUUUGUGAAAGGAGAAAAAUGAAUUUCCUUGCUUGGCAAAAAUUUUCUUUUCAGUACUUCAAUUUUUCCUUAAGGUGGUCCAAAUUCCAGUUCUUUCAGGAAACAAUAUUUUUCCCUCAGUAAUGUAGGAAGUUCAGAAAAGGAGGUACAUUUCCCAACCUGUUGUAGAGUUACAGUAUCUUCUCAAAGCACCUCUGGGUCCUAGAGGGAAACAUACUCCCAUCAAGACCUUAGGAUUCACAGGCGCUGGGAACAGCCAGCCAGCCGGAAGCUCUGCCCCUUCUCUGUACUGUUGGGGGCCUCUUGAUUUCGGUGCAGCUUUCAGGUUUUGGGGUGUUCACUUUCUCCAUGGGCACACAAAAGAGAUUCUUACCUUCCUGCAGGGGAUCUGAACACUUACACUGAACUUCACACACAAUCAUUACCAGACUGUUUGUCACAUCAGGGUCUCUCUUUCCCAUCCUGCAACAUUCCCUUAUGUUUCUCAAAAGUUUUUAUUUGACCUUUUUCCAUAUCCUUUGCACCAAAGUCAUUUGCUUAUCCUGUUAUGACAGCUUGUUGGAAGAAAACCACCGUUGUUGGGUUUGCAUGUCACCUUAAGUCUCCUUACUGAAGAACAAGAGGACAGAGCCACCUGCAGAUCUCUAAUAGCACCAUGCUUCCUUCCCUGCUUCCGCCGUGUUAAAGAUGUCCGUGGCUGAGGAUUUUAUGAACACUUGGCUCUACUUUCUUAAACAUGGCAGAUCCCUUGCCCCCUUAGUCUCUCCAGAAUCUGACUUUUGCCACAUACACCCUCGCCAGCCACAGGUCAGGGAGAGAUGUUGAGCCCCACCUGGGGCAUUUAAGAUCUGCCUCCCUGUACAAUACAAUAUGUAAAGGGCGUGAAUGGUUGAAUGCACAAAAACAAUCCGGUACAGGCUCCAUGAGAGGUUAGGUUCAUCUUUAAUUUUUUUAAAUAGGCAAUUUAAUUACCUUUGCUUUUUCUUGACUGUGAACUGUAUUUAGAAAUAUAAUCUCUAUUGUGAAAUGCUGAUAAAAUUCAAGCAAACUGCAUAUUUGGCUAGAGGCUAAAAAUAUAUAUAUAUAUCAAAAGAAUGAGGUACAAGUCAAAAUAUCUGGGAUCCAUGAUACUAAUUUAGAUAAUAAUCUCUAGCAAAGCACAGUAACCUGUAUUUUAUAAUCUUGACCUGCUGUACCAAUUCAAUUUAGAAAAUUACUAAUCCUCAGCUUUUCAAAAUUUAGACUACUGCAAGAAAUACACAUCCAAAUUAUAUAUUUCAAAAGAUGACAUAAGUCAUUGUUAUUUCUAAUAUAGCUUUUAGUUAUAUAUACAAAACAAAGCUUCACUCUCUAAACAGGGCUUCUGCUCAAAGCAGAGUGCAAGCGUCUUUUUAGGGAGAGAAGCUCAAAUUUGCCACAACUUUAUGGAAUCACUCCAUAUUUCAUGGAGGAAAAAAUCCUUGUACACCUCCCUGACCCUUAGUAAAAAUGUUGUCAUCAAAGUUUUGCAAGCAGUGAUAAUAAAAAUCUGCUGUUGAAAAUAGUAAGGAGGGCAUGCAUUUUAGUUUAGGAAAAUCCUUCCCUUUAUGGUUCCAGAUGGAAAAAUUAGAAGUUUUAUGUGCCAAAAAAAGGAGUUUGGUGGUUGAGUAUACAAAGAGGAAGUGCCUUGUAUUACCUCCUGAGUUAAUUCUCAAUACCUGCCUGAGAAUUAGUUGACCAAAGAAAUUCUGGUAUAAACUAAGACAACAGCUAUAUCCAUGCCCCAACACAUACAAUAAAUAUUCUUUGGCAUUAAGGGGAAGCAAAGAGUAUUACCCCACCAAAUAUCAGCUUCAGAGUAAUACCUAGUUGGUUCUAUUCCUUUUCCAAGUUUCACAACCACCUUGGCCUUACCUUGGGGUGACCAAGGAAAAUACUUUCUUCCUAACCAGACACGAGGCUUCACUCUGGGUUUUCAGCACAAUUCCCCAUCCUAUUUUGGCCAUCACUGUCCUACCCAUGCAAGCUGCUCCACAGAGACAGCCACAGCAGCCUGGUUCUGCAAGUUUAUCUUCCAGGGAACCUUCCUGAAAAGUUAUUUGCAAGAAUCUAGGCCAAACUAGAGCCAUCUAAAGUUAUUAAUCAUGAAUUUUAGGAAAUUGAUGACAUUUUUCCUGGCAUAGCAGCAUGUAUGUUUCAUAACAAAUCAAAAAAUAGUUUUCCAUUUGGAGAAAAGCACAGUCGCUGUUGUGUUAAAGCAGAAAAUCAUGGGAUUCACAUGGUCCUACAAAUAUUGCCACUUCAGAGAAAUCAUAGAAAAGGACCCUUUUAUAACAUAUCCCUCAGGGAUCUCAGCAUCCUUUACCAAAUUCCAAAGCAAGGAACCUGAAGAAUCCCAUGUGUGUUGUGAGUUUGUUUUUACUUUCCAGUAACUAGUUUCUACUUACAUAGCUAUGUUCAUUAUUUAUAAACAGGUCAUAUGACAGUCAAGCUAAUAUUCAAACAGUUAUGAAUGUGACAUUAUGAAGUACUUUUGUAUGAUUGUAUAUUCUUUAAUAACAAAGUUAUUUUUUCGUA